AUGCGUGCCAAGUAUUGUAGCCAUAGUCAUCCAUGCAUGGUGGGGGUGGUGAAAGGCAACUCAUAUGUUUGGCGUCGAAUGCUCCAAUUGACUUUUUUGUCGAAUGGAUGGUGGAAUCAACAUUUGUUGAGGCAAUGGGUCCCAGAAUACAUUGUUUCAGAGAUUGUUACUAAGUCAGUCCCAGUGGGGUACGCGCAUGAUUGUACGGUGUGGGGGUUGACGGAGUCAGGGGAUUUCUUGAUUGCUUCAUCUUACUUGCUACUCAGUAGGCAGACGCCUUCUUCGUUCAUGUUUGACAGGGUUUGGUACCCUUUGCUACUGGUCAAUAUAUCAUUUUUCAUGGUGCGUCUGUUGUGGGAUCGGCUGUCUUUACCAUCAUUAGGAAGACUGAAUGUGCAUGGCCCAUCAAAGUGUUUUUGUUGUACAGACUCGCAAUCCGAAUCGUUGGUGCACAUUUUUUCGGAAGGAGAAUUAGCUCAAUUUCUUUGGGCAUUUUUUGGGAACGCUGCAGGUGUGGUAUACAGAGGGACAGGGAUGCGUUCACGACUGGCUAGUUGGUGGUGUCAACCGAAACGUCAUUCUCGUAUGGAGUCGCUAAACAUAGUUUUGCCUAGCAUACUCUGCUGGCAUAUUUGGUUAGCACGGAAUCUUGCACACUUUGAAGGGCAGUGCCUGGGUAGGCAGACCAUUUGUGAUCGUAUCCUGACGGAUGUAGUUGGGGUAUUUUGUAGGAAAGAUGUGGGAGAGCCUGAUGGGUUUGGGUCUUGGUAUGCCUUCUACUCCAGCAUCUCUGGAUGGAGGCCACGGUAUUCCCAUAGGGUGGUUUGUUGGGAGUUCCCAGCCCAAAGGAGUUGUAAGCUAAAUACGGAUGGGUGCUCACUAGGUAACCUGGGAGUUAGUGGCGGGGAUGGUGUGCUCCGGGAUUCAUCUGGUGCAUUGUUGUUUGGGUUUUCUAUUCCAUUCGGGGAGCUGACAUGUAUUCAAACUGAGGUCAAGUCACUACUUUUUUGGGUGCAACAAUGUCUUCUUCAGGGCUUUUCACGGAUACAGCUAGAUAUGUUAAUGGCAAUACAAGGUUUGGAAUGGACAGUGGGGCACUGCUUUUGCGAGGCGAAUCAGGUGGCAGCUACUUUAGCCAAGGUUGGGGCAUAG
Molecule: messenger RNA, 1152 nt
Organism: Coffea eugenioides
Lineage: Eukaryota; Viridiplantae; Streptophyta; Magnoliopsida; Gentianales; Rubiaceae
Exons: 3
Coding region: 1-1152 (383 amino acids)
Source: RefSeq, a predicted model, not a curated record